AUGAUGGGUUCUGUACCAACCGCAAAGAAGGCCUAUCCUCCCGGCAUCCAUGUGCCUUGCCUGACAUGGUUCAAGAACGAUGCGACACAGGAGCUGGACUGGGAUCUCCAGAAGACUCAUCUUGAAUUUCUCAUCUCGUCAGGUCUUGAUGGAAUCGUCAUCGCUGGUACAAACGGCGAAGCAGUCACCUUGACCACCGACGAGAAGGCCCAGCUCCUGCGUACCACUCGCCAGAUCGCCACCCAACUCGGACGGCCCGAUAUCACAGUCACCAUGGGUUGCACCGGCCAGUGCACCCGCGACGUGAUUCGGGAGACGGUAGCGGCCAAGGAAGCGGGCGCGGACUACGUCUUGGUGCUGGUCCCGAGCUACUUCCACUUUGCGAUGCACCAGGACGCCAUUGUCGGCUUCUUCGAGGAGUUGGCCGACGCCAGCCCGAUCCCCAUCCUCAUCUACAACUUCCCCAACGUUGUGGCCGGUCUCGACGUCAACAGCGAGAUGCUCGACACACUAGCACGCCACCCCAACAUUGUCGGCGUCAAGCUCACAUGCGGCGGCAUCGCCAAGGUCGCGCGCGUCGCCGCCGCGCACCGCCCUGAGGACUUCUCCGCCCUCGCCGGGCAGAGUGACUGGCUAGUCCCCGCGCUGUCUGUCGGUGGCACGGGCGUCAUCACAGGCGUGGCCAACCUGUAUCCCAAGGCGUGCAUGCAGAUCUACGACCUGUGGAAGAAGGGGGAUCCUCAGGGCGCGCAGGCGGCGCAGCUGGAGCUGGCCAAGGCGGAAUGGGGGUUCGGCAAGGGUGGCAUUAACGGUACAAAGUGGGUGGUGGCCAAGAUUAGGGGCUAUAACCUCGAGAGCGCUCACUGCCGGCGGCCGUAUCCUACGUUUAACGAUGCUGGCAAGCAGAAAUGGAUUUUGGAUGUGGUGGGCCCGCUGGGCAAGGUCGAGCAGAGCCUCGCCAAGAGAGGUCUCUAG
Emericellopsis cladophorae is the source of this 975-nucleotide messenger RNA. RefSeq lists its product as uncharacterized. Gene Ontology annotation, molecular function: 4-hydroxy-tetrahydrodipicolinate synthase activity. The record is from RefSeq and is a predicted model, not a curated record. The coding region runs from base 1 to 975 and encodes 324 amino acids. Lineage: Eukaryota; Fungi; Ascomycota; Sordariomycetes; Hypocreales; Bionectriaceae. The transcript has 3 exons.